UCCGGGAGGGUUCCGCGUUCUGGGUCCAGUCCUGCGGGUCUCCGGGGGAGCGGAACGUUCGCUGCACCCGGGCCUUUUCCGGCACGGAGGCCGGCGCUGGAGGGGGCAGAGGCGGCGGGGUCGUCCGCAGCAUCCCCGUCCGCGCCAGGAGAGCCGCCUGAGGGCACCAUGUGAAGGAUGGACGGCGGUUCGGCCGUGUCCGCCACGUUCCUGACCGACAGUUUGGAGCUGGAGCUGGGCACGGAGUGGUGCAAGCCUCCUCGCUUCUCUUGUGCUUUCGACAACAGAGAAGGAGCGUCUUUCUCUGGAGAGUCCUACCUUGCCAGUGGCGCUCUUAAGCGGUUGAUUUUAAAUCUUGACCCAUUACCAACUAACUUUGAAGAGGAUACAGUAGAACUGUUUGGCAUCCAGUGGGUUACUGAAACAGCAUUAGCAACUUCAUGUCGAGAGCUCUUCCAUUUAUUCAGGCAACAGCUAUUCAACUUGGAAUCCUUAGUUCAAGUCAACUGUGAUUUUGGGAAGAUAGCCACCUUACAUUCCAAAGCAGACAGUAUUAGACAGCGAUGUGUAACAUUUCUCCACUACAUUAAAGUUUUCAUCUUCAGGUGCCUGAAAGUGCAAGAUACUGAGAGCCACAAUCUUCAUGUCCAUCCCUAUGAGGCUUUGGAAGCUCAGCUUCCUUCGAUGUUGAUUGAUGAACUUCGUGGAUUACUUCUGUAUAUUGGACAUCUAGCUGAGCUUCCCAGUGUUACUCUAGGAGCAUUUGUAAAUCAAAACCAGAUUAAGCUCUUCCCACCAUCGUGGCAUUUAUUACAUCUCCACUUGGAUACCCAUUGGCUGGUGCUAGAAAUACUUCACAUGCUGAGUGAAAAAUUGAAACAAGUUGUUUAUGGUCGUCAUUUUAUCAGUCAGGCAGGUGACAGUUUAACCAACGUCAGCCUAUUUGAAGAACAUUGUGAAAAUCUUCUUUGUGACUUAAUAAGCCUGUCGAUCAACAGAUAUGACAAGAUUAGGCCUUCAGAAGCAUUAAUGGUUAAUCAUUACUCGUGCUCCUGUGUUAAAGAAUUGUGGGUUCUACUUAUUCAUCUUCUAGACCACAGAAGUAAAUGGUCUGUUGCAGAAUCAUUUUGGAAUUGGUUGAAUAAACUUCUUAAAAGACUUCUUGACAAAUCAAGUGACCAAAGAAGACCUUCUGUUUCUCUAACCCAGGCCAAGGAUCCAAUAGGCUUUAGUUGGUGGAUUAGUGUUCAUGUAGCAUCAUUGUACCAUAUUGAUCGCCAUGGUGUAUCAGAUGAACUGAGACAGAUGCAGUCAAACUGGAGCUUUAUAGAAGAACUUUUGAAACAGUCCGUCACUGUUCAGGAUAGUAUACUAGAAGAACAGUUACGAAUGUAUCUUCACUGUUGUUUGACACUUUGUGAUUUCUGGGAGCCAAACAUUUCAAUUGUCACCAUUCUGUGGGAAUAUUAUAGUAAGAAUCUGAACAGCUCCUUCAGUAUUUCUUGGCUUCCUUUGAAAGGCAUUACUAAUAUCAUCAAGUCACCCUUGUCAAUGCUUGCAAUGGUGAAGACGUGCACUGGUGACAAACAAAACCCUGACCUGUAUAAAUCCAGCAGCAGUUAUGUGAUUUUUCUUUGUAUUUUGUCAAAAGUCAUUAAGAAAGCAAUGAAGAACAGUGGCCCUCAUCCUUGGAAACAAAUUAAAGGAAGAAUAUAUUCUAAAUUUCAUCAAAAAAGGAUGGAAGAACUAACUGAAGUUGGCCUCCAGAACUUUUUCAGUCUUUUUCUGCUGCUAGCAGCUGUUGCAGAGAUAGAAGAUGUAGCCAGCCGUGUUUUAGAGCUCCUUCGUUUCCUCAGGCCUGCCUCCACGUCAUCUCAUAGAGCCCUUGUUUGGAAGGGUCAGAUGGCAUUCCUCCUGAUGUAUGCACAGAAAAAUCUGGACGUUGGUGUUUGGGUUGAAAAAUUGUCGAGUGAGUUCCAAGAGAAAGCAAAGGAAUUCUUAGUUUCUAAGAAUGAUGAAAUGGUGCAGAGGCAUACUCUGUGGACACUGAUUUGCAUCUAUAUUGAUGGUGUUCAAGAAGUAUUUGAGACCAGCUGUUGCUUAUACCCUUCUCACGAACACCUUCUCAAUGAUGGAUUUAGCAUGUUACUGCGAGCCUGUCGAGAAUCUGAACUUAGGACAGUGCUGAACUUUCUGCAGGCUGUUCUGGCCAGAGUCAGGAAUGUUCACCAGCAAUUGUGUCAGGAACUUCAAAGGGAGAAUGUGGACCUCAUGGUGCAGGCUUCAUUAUCGGCUAAAGAGCGCCACCUUGCUGCAGUCGCCAGUGCACUGUGGAGGCAUUUCUUUUCAUUUCUGAAGAGUCAGAGAAUGACACAGUUAGUGCCUCUGUCCCAACUUGCCGAUGCCGCUGCAGAUUUUACUUUGCUCGCGGUGGACAUGCCAAACACAGCACCAUCAGAUCUCCAGCCUCAGCCAGUUAUAUCAAUAAUUCAGCUUUUUGGUUGGGAUGAUAUCAUCUGUCCUCAAGUUGUAGCAAGAUAUUUAAGUCAUUUGCUACAAAAUAGCACAGUGUGGGAAGCACUUUCUCAGUCAAGCUGUGUAUCUUUUCAAUCCUUAACUAUAAGAUCAUGGGUCCGUUGUGUUUUGCAAAUGCACACAAAACACCUCUCUCAACCUGACUUGCUAAUUGGUCUGAAUGCUGAACAGACGGUGGAAAAAGAGUACAUGGAACAGCUAGCUGAAAUGACAAGGUUACUAUUUAAACUCUCAGAAGUAAAGAAUAUCUUCUCUAAGUCUCAAAUUACAGAUUUGCCCAGCCCAGAAGACCCCAAACAAGCACUUAUCCAGUUCCUAGAGGCUGUUGGUAUGACUUACAGGACUCUCCAGACAUUUUCUGAUAAAUCUGCCAUGGUCACAAAGUCCUUAGAAUACAUUGGUGAAGUAUUAAAAUACAUAAAGCCUUAUUUGGGAAAAAAAAUUUCCAGUGCAGGGUUGCAGCUGGCGUAUAGGAUCAUGGGAAUUCUCGUUAAGUCCUGGGCACACAUCUUUGCCACCUCUAAAGCACAGAAGUUACUUUUUCGGAUCAUAGACUGUUUACUGCUGCCACACGCAGUGCUACAGCAGGAGAAGGAGUUGCCUGCACCGAUGCUGACUGCAAUUCAGAAGAACCUUCCUCUGUAUCUCCAGGGCAUAUGUAUUGUGUGCUGUCAGUCUCAAAAUCCAAAUGCCUACUUGAAUCAGUUGCUGAGGAAUGUUGUUGAACAGUAUAUUGGACGGUUUCUUCCCAACUCACUGUGUGCCUCAGAUCUUGGGCAACAUCCUGUUCUUUUGGCACUGAGAAGUCCAGCCUCUCUUCCAGUGAUGAUGGCCCUAAGGAAGCAUGUUGUCCUUGCCAUACGGAAAUCUUAUCUUGAGUUUAAAGGGUCCUUGCCUCCUUCUCGAUUAGCACCCAUACUGGCCUUCAUCCUCCAGCUCUUCAAGGACACUAGCAUGGGUGUUUGCGACCUUGAGCUACUCCUUCCUGCCAUCUUAAAAUGUCUGGUGUUGGUCAGUGAGCUCCAAGUUAAAAAGCUGGCCACAGAGAACCUGCAAUGCAUGAUAAAAACCUGCCAAGUGGGGUCAGAAGGAGAACUUGCCACCCAGCUGACUUCUCUGUUGAGGCAGUUUAUCCAGGACUAUGGUAUGCAGUACAGUUAUCAAGUGUAUAGCAUCCUCGAGACAGUAGCAACACUGAAUCAGCACAUUGUCAUCCACUUGAUUCCUACUCUCACUCAGUCUCUGGAGGACUCAGAGCGGAAAUGGGGCCUUGGCAAAAAUAUUGCCCAAAGGGAAGCAUAUAGCAAACUUCUGUCUCACCUCGGCCAGGUGGGACAGGAUGAGAAGCAGAGACUGGGAACUGACAAAACGUGACGCUGCACUAGCUUCAUGUGUGCGACGUCUGGAAAGCUGCUUUGCACCUCCCCAGCUGGGGCUGUAAUUAAUUGUGUAAUGUCGUAUCACAAAUAAUUUCCUUUUUACCUGUGUGUAUAAAGUGUAUAAAUAAGGAAUGAAAGCUAAUUAGUAGCUAUAUAACAGGAUCCUGGAAUGUUGUAAAACUCUGCUCUAUCUUGAAGAGAUUUUUAACUAAAUUAAAGACUUUUCAAACCAGAA
Messenger RNA from Mesocricetus auratus (golden hamster), 4149 nucleotides. RefSeq names its product MMS22 like, DNA repair protein (gene Mms22l). Gene Ontology annotation, cellular component: nuclear replication fork. Gene Ontology annotation, biological process: replication fork processing; double-strand break repair via homologous recombination. The transcript is spliced from 25 exons. The coding region runs from base 178 to 3909 and encodes 1243 amino acids. The record is from RefSeq and is a predicted model, not a curated record. Lineage: Eukaryota; Metazoa; Chordata; Mammalia; Rodentia; Cricetidae.